GUGGCAUUUAAUAUGUAAGUUGAAAUCAAGACUAUGUUCAACCAACGUGAUCUACUUUUCUUGCCCACACCCGUCAAUCUGUUUAUAUAAAUAAAUGCCUCGACUUACAUAAUUCCAAUUUACCACUCUCUCUAAUUCUAUUACUAUUAUAUAUUCCAGCCAUUUUCCACCCCACCUUCCCACAACUUGUUCAUCUCUCUCUCUCUCUCUCUCUCUCUCUCUCUCUCUCCAUAUAAGGUUGCAUCCAUUAUUGGAUACUGCUGCUGCAACUGUGUAUAAGAAGCAGAAAAACUUAUCACAUAAAAGAUAGAUCAUAUUCUUGACCGGAAUUUGUUGAAACUUGUAUUAUCCAGUUUGCAAGAAGAAGCGAUGGAAUUCAGUAGCCUACUAGAUACUUCAUUGAAUCUCAACGCCAAGCCGCCUCCGUUGCCGCCACCGCCGCCAAAACAAGAAGGCGAGAGUCAAUUAUUCAUGGCGUUUGGUAGAAAUGAAGAGAGAGGGGCGUUGGUGGAGGAGAUAAAUAGGAUGAGUGCAGAAAACAAGAAGCUGACAGAAAUGUUAAGUAUGAUGUGUGAGAAUUACAGUGGGCUAAGGAGCCAAUUAGCGGAGUACAGAAGCAAGAAAAGGAAGAGCAACGACAACGUGGAGAGCAGCUCUAGCGACGAAGAUUCCUCCAACAAAACCCUCAUCAAACCCAACAUUAUUUCGCACUCUCAUGUCCGAACACAAGCCUCCGACACAAGCCUUAUAGUGAAGGAUGGUUAUCAAUGGAGGAAGUAUGGGCAGAAGGUGACUAGAGACAACCCUUCUCCAAGAGCUUAUUUCAAGUGCUCUUUCGCUCCUACCUGUCCGGUGAAGAAGAAGGUCCAAAGAAGUGUGGAAGAUCAAUCCAUAGUAAUUGCAACGUACGAAGGAGAGCACAACCACCCUCACCCUUCGAAAGUGGAGGCGCCGCCCAACCGGAGCUCCCCGUCUCUCAGCCCAUUGGCACCAAGAAUCACCCUUGAUCUCACCAACUCAACCCCAACUUCAGAUGAUUUGAGAGGGAAAGCUCAAGUGCAGCACUGCUUAGUGGAACAGAUGGCUUCAACCUUAACAAAAGAUCCCACUUUCAAAGCAGCUUUGGCAGCUGCCAUAUCAGGGAAGUUUCUUCAACAAAACAAAUGGUGACGGCACCUCCACAUUUUUUAUUGCCCAACUGAACAAGACAAGACAAAAAUGGUAUCCGCCAUCAAAAUUGAUGGAGCUUCAAAGAGUUGGAAAGACAAGAUUUAUUGUAAAUGCCAAUUCAUAUUUACAGCAACACAGUUUUUCGAAAUCGAGACAUUACAAAUGGGUGUGUGCUUUUGAAUUCA
Molecule: messenger RNA, 1355 nt
Organism: Salvia miltiorrhiza (redroot sage)
Lineage: Eukaryota; Viridiplantae; Streptophyta; Magnoliopsida; Lamiales; Lamiaceae
Product: probable WRKY transcription factor 40
Exons: 5
Coding region: 370-1170 (266 amino acids)
Biological process (GO): regulation of DNA-templated transcription
Molecular function (GO): sequence-specific DNA binding; DNA-binding transcription factor activity
Source: RefSeq, a predicted model, not a curated record